Messenger RNA from Miscanthus lutarioriparius, 1047 nucleotides. The record is from the annotation of a GenBank genome assembly. Lineage: Eukaryota; Viridiplantae; Streptophyta; Magnoliopsida; Poales; Poaceae.
AUGGCGAUGGAGGAGGCGGUGUCCGACAACACCAAGGGCCUGGCGCUCGCCGUCGCCUCCAGCGCCUUCAUCGGCGCCAGCUUCAUCCUCAAGAAGAUCGGCCUCCUGCGCGCCGCCAAGUGCGGCGCCCGCGCAGGUGGUGGAGGAUACACUUACCUCUCCGAGCCACUGUGGUGGGCCGGAAUGACCACAAUGCUGCUUGGGGAGGUCGCAAACUUCAUUGCUUACAUAUUUGCGCCAGCUGUACUCGUGACUCCACUCGGAGCGUUAAGCAUAAUCGUGAGUUCAGUGUUGGCGCACUUUGUGCUCAAGGAGCGGCUUGAGAAGCUCGGGGUACUUGGAUGUGUAUCGUGCAUAGUAGGCUCAGUUGUUGUUGUUAUGCAUGCUCCUGAAGAGCAUAUGCCAAACUCUGUCAAAGAAAUCUGGAACCUAGCUACCCAACCAGGAUUUCUAGCAUAUGCGGUGACAACAUUGUUACUCGUGGGAACACUAGUACUCUUCUUUGAACCUCGAUACGGUCAGACUAACAUCCUGAUAUAUCUGGGUAUCUGCUCUUCAAUGGGAUCACUAACGGUUGUUAGCAUCAAAGCCAUUGGUGUUGCCAUAAAGCUUACGCUGGAUGGAGUGAAUCAGGCUGCUUAUCCAUACACAUGGCUUUUUCUUAUGGUUGCAAUUGUCUGUGGGGUUUCUCAAAUAAAUUACCUGAACAAGGCACUGGAUACCUUUAAUCUGGCUAUUGUUUCCCCUAUUUAUUAUGUAAUGUUUACUACCCUUACAAUAGUGGCGAGUGGAAUUAUGUUUAAGGACUGGGCUGGUCAAAGCUUUAGUAGUAUUGCUUCUGAAUUAUGUGGCCUAAUAACCAUCCUUUCUGGGACCAUUUUGUUGCACACAGCAGAGGAGGGAGCCAACAAUUCUGCAGCUUUGUUGCCUUGGCCUUUGGAUAAAGGGUCUAUAUCAUGGUGUAUCAGCUUAAGCAGUGACAAUCUGUUAAAGAAUGUUGAAGAGGACUACUUCGUAGCUCUGCAAAGUUCACCUGCCCCAGUAUGA